Molecule: messenger RNA, 1479 nt
Organism: Drosophila novamexicana
Lineage: Eukaryota; Metazoa; Arthropoda; Insecta; Diptera; Drosophilidae
Gene: JMJD5
Product: bifunctional peptidase and arginyl-hydroxylase JMJD5
Exons: 2
Coding region: 80-1309 (409 amino acids)
Cellular component (GO): nucleus
Molecular function (GO): histone H3K36 demethylase activity
Source: RefSeq, a predicted model, not a curated record
ACGAGCCGAAGUCAGCUGAUUGGCAGCCGUUUCAAAUUAAGGUACCGCAAAAGCCGACUUUGAGCAUUUUAACCUGCCAAUGGGUGCAGUUGAGGCAUCUCUGCUGGAGCUCGCCAAAUUACUGCCACGGUUUGAGGACAUAGCAGAGCUGCUGGAAAACGAAGUUGAAGCGCGUUACAUACUCCGGCGAGCAGCAGAUCACUUUGCCAAGCAACAUGCGAUCGACCAGUUGGACAGGCUGGAGGAGGAGGAAAUAGCAUAUCUGAUACACGCGUUGGUUGACAAGAACUGGGAGCGUAUACAUAGUGGACACUUCAGCUGUGUGCCGCUAAAGAUACGCAAGAUCUAUGCCCUGGGCUGCUACUUCAAGAUUUUCUUUUUGCUGUUGGAAAACCCAAGCUUGGAACAACGCGAACUAUGCGGCACAGUCUUGGACGAAGCUCAGCUGCUGGGUUGCACGGAUGAACUGUACGUAAAGUGUAAUGAACUAAAGGACGCGCUGAUGCAGUACCUGGACGAACAUGCUUCAAGCAACAACUCAUUGCCGCUGCCCAUUUUGGCAGCUGUGGAGCGACGCGCGUCACGCUGUGAUAUACCCCAACUGGAGGCACCUAGCAUACUGGAAUUUCGCACGAGCUGCUAUCAGGCGCUACAGCCCACGCUACUGCUCAACACGAUUAAUCAUUGGCCCGCAUUGAGUAAAUGGCGCGAUUUGAAUUAUCUGCUGAAAGUUGCCGGCAAUCGCACCGUGCCCAUUGAAAUAGGCAGCAAUUACGCCAGCGAUGAGUGGUCACAGCAGCUGGUGAAGCUACGUGUUUUUCUGCACAGGCAGUUUGGCCCAGGCAACUGCAAUGCCGAUCACGAAAUUGAGUACCUGGCGCAGCACGAGCUUUUUGCCCAGAUACCAGCGCUGAAGGCGGACAUUUGUGUGCCCGACUACUGCACCGUGUCCUCCAAUAAGACAGCCGGUGUCGAUAUCAAGGCCUGGCUAGGACCUAGGCACACCAUAUCGCCCAUGCAUAACGAUCGAAAGCAUAAUUUGUUGUGCCAAGUUUUUGGCUCCAAAAGCAUUAUACUGGCAUCGCCAGAAGACACAGCGAACCUUUAUGCACACGAAAGCGAGUUUCUGAACAACACCUCGCAAAUUGAUGCAGCCAAACCGGACUUUGAGCGCUUUCCCCUGCUGCGGCGUGUACGUUUCUAUGAGCUGCUGCUGCAACCCGGCGACUGUUUAUAUUUGCCGCCCAAGUGGUGGCAUUACGUGCGCUCCGAGACACCCAGUUUCUCAGUUAGUUUUUGGUGGGAAUAGGUGUCUAUAGGUGUUGAUAAGAUGUGUCACGAAUGACGUCAGCUAAAAAGACGUGGUUCACACGGCGUGAAUCAUAAGCUGCUUGAUUUUUGAGUAUUAAUAUAAGAUAGUUUUUUAUUAUUACUUUUAUAGCCAACAAAAUUCCUGGCUGCGGCAAACAAUGUUUAAAG